UGUUUUCAAGAUUCACCCUCCUAUUCUAUUCACCUAUUCAGAGAGUGAGCAGUCAGCGCGAACAAAGCUGCGGCAGAUCGUGCGCUGAUUGGUUACCGGGUACGGUGCCAGAGGUCCACUACAACAGAUGGGGUUCUCCUCUCGUCGCGCAGACGCCACGCAUGCAAACCCCGGUGCGUGCAUGCACCGAUUGUUUCCUAUGCCCGGGUAGGGCGAACCGAGCAGGGAACGAACAGACUGGGCGACUCGCGGUUUACGGUUAACGACUAUCCCACCCGAAACCCAGGGUGGCAGAGAAGAACCAAGCCCAGUUGAUCGUUUGUAAACAUUAACAACUAAAGCCCGAAGAGGUCCUGAAAAUCACCACUAGCAACUCUGUCCAAAGGACACAGUAGCUUCAUUGGGCUCCUGCCUGGCUGUCUUCAGGUAAACUCCUCUGACUGGACCCUGAGGACUAACUUAUUGUGUGUUUGUGCAGCUAGCGGAUCUCUCAUUUCCUGGCCUACCAGCAUCAUACAUAUCUUAGCACGCUCCUCUCAUGCUGACUGAGAAUGGAUAACAUGCAGGAUGGGGUUCAGAUUGGAGACAACAAGUUCAUCAGCAAGGCAACAGUCCUGUCCCACCUCAAAACCUACAACCUCUAUUAUGAAGGACAUAACCUGCAGUUGAGACACAGAGAGGAGGAAGGGGAGCUGAUCGUGGAGGGCUUGCUGAAUAUCUCCUGGGGCCUGCGUCGGCCUAUCAGUUUGCAGAUGCAGGAUGAUCACGAGCGAAUCAGACCUCCCCCCUCGUCUACAUCCUGGCACUCCGGCUGUGCCCUGGAUAAUCAGAGCAAUGAAGGUACCCAGCAGACCCUGCCCAACAUAGAAGUGACAGAGCACGAGAGCCAAUCUGAGGACAGUAUUGUGAAGGCGGAUGAGGAAGAAGAGGAAUAUGAGCGCUCCGCCCAGCUGCUGAGGACGAAGAGCGAUGCCGGGAUUCUGAGGAAGGCCCAGCGCCGGUCGCCUAGCGACCAGAGGAGGAUACGACGACACCGUUUCUCCAUCAAUGGACACUUCUACAAUUACAAGACUGCAGUCUUCACUCCAGCGUAUGGUUCAGUUACUAACGUGCGGAUCAACAGUUGUAUGACCACGCCCCAGGUGCUACGAGUGCUACUUAACAAGUUCAAGAUUGAGAACAGCCCAGAUGACUUUGCGCUGUACCUUGUACACACCAGCGGGGAGCGUGCAAAGCUGAAGCGCAGUGACUACCCCCUGGUGCUGCGUGUGCUUCAGGGUCCGUGUGAACAGGUCAGCAGAAUCUUCCUAAUGGAGCAGGACCUGGGCGAGGAAGUCACCUAUGAUGUGGCGCAGUAUAUUAAGUUUGAGAUGCCAGUGCUGCAGAGUUUCAUCACCAAGCUGAAGGAGGAAGAGGACCGGGAGGUGCAGAAACUCAGGAGCAGGUAUACAUUUCUGCGGUGUAUCAUUGAGAAGCAGCUGCGUUGUCUUCCCGAGGGGACUGCCUGUAUGUGACCCGGUGUAGGGAGGGACCACCAGAUCUUCCCAAAGUCUCUCUGACCUCCUUAGCUACCCCUCCCAACCCCAGACACCGUCCCAAGCCCCAAACAGGAAUGACCCUGAACCACCCCAGGGAGAGGCAUCCAUUCUAACCUCGCUUUAAGCUCUUCCAAGACCUCUAUAGGGACAGUGUACUUACUAAUUCUGUGAGCUGGGUUGUGUGUGGUAACUUCCUAAGUUGAGGUUGGGGUCAUUAUGAAACAUGAUGUCUGCUCUUUCCGUCCAUACCAUGAACAAACAGUACAUAUCCUCCUUGCUGUCCCAAUCCCUCUCUGACACACCUGCCUCUCUGUCGUGAUAUCUGCAUAUUAACUGUAUCCAUAUCAGCAAUAAUAAUGGUUAAUAAUGAAGGUAAGGUUUGGCACUUUUCUCUUGUGUGUCUGUAUGGGGCAUUUUAGACUGUCCCAUGUCCUAUACCACUCAGAUGCAAAAUAACCUAAAGCACAUCUAAAUCUCUUUCUUAGUUCAACUGAGUUAGAUAUAUCUCUUUCCAUCCAUUAUUCUCUCGACCUCUCUCUCCUUGCAUAUUUGUAUUUUCUAUUUUUGGCCAAAGCCCCAUUUUGCCACCUGCAGAUAACUGAUUGUCUCCCUCUCCAAACCAGAACUUGCCUUAGACUCGAGUGGCAUCCCACACUAUAGAUGAGAUUCUCACCCACCCAGUCAGUCGGUAGGGGGGUUGAAUGACUCCUGUCCUGUGACAGUAUGUGGUGUUGAAACAUGCCUGUCACACAAGUGUGGUACAGUACUAUCUCCACGAUCAGCUCUACAGAGGCAGGAACUGUAAUGUAACUUCAUAACUGUUCUUGCCACAGUUAAUCUAAAACUGUCUCCUAACCAAUUCUAGUGGAAUGGAAAAAAACAUGUAUUUCUGCUACCUGUGUGUUAUUUUUUUCUUACCUUUUAUUUAACUAGGCAAGUUAGUUAAGAACUAAUUCUUAUUUACAAUGACGGCCUACCGGGGAACUGCCUUGUUCAGGGGUAGAACGACGUAUUUUUUUACCUUGUCAGCUCGGGGAUUCGAUCCAGCAACCUUUCAGUUACUGGACCAAUGCUCUAACCACUAGGCUACCUUCCACCCCAUACCAGGGUUAUGCCAGGGUUAUAAUCACAUAGUGUAGUAUAGUGUGAUAUGACCGGUGUUUCUGCUCCACUAGCAUAGCUAGAGACUGAAGCACAAAACAUAGAGAGGACCAGAGUUCCUUAAGAUUGUGAAUUAUGUAUAUGAUGAAUCAACUACAAUAGCUCAAAUGAGGGAAUGUUUUGUGUGUGUGUUAGGUUGUGUGUGUGUGUUAGGUUGUGUGUGUGCACGCACAUUUCUGAAGCAGUACUUACUUUCCUGGUAGAUAUUAAUCUGUGUGACUCUGUGCAUGUGUAUGACUGUAUACAGUACUUUGAGAUGUGGUACAACAAUUCUAUUACACCUAUAUCUACCCUCAGCUUUUAAAAGGUUGCUGUAUAUUGUGUGUGAGCGAGUGUGAGCGUGUGUGUGUGUGUGUGUGCAUGUAUGUCUGUCCUUUCAAUUUCUAUGGCUCUUUCAAGACUGACACCAUUUAUUUCAUAAUAAAAUAUUUUAGCUGUUUUAA
Messenger RNA from Oncorhynchus keta (chum salmon), 3142 nucleotides. Its product is annotated as ras association domain-containing protein 2-like. Gene Ontology annotation, biological process: regulation of non-canonical NF-kappaB signal transduction; positive regulation of JNK cascade; signal transduction. Lineage: Eukaryota; Metazoa; Chordata; Actinopteri; Salmoniformes; Salmonidae. Gene Ontology annotation, cellular component: nucleus; cytoplasm. The coding region runs from base 552 to 1514 and encodes 320 amino acids. The record is from RefSeq and is a predicted model, not a curated record. The transcript has 11 exons.